CGGCUGGAGGAGAGACAGCGGACAGCCGGCAAAGCAGGUGUCGGGAUUGAGGUAGCCGGAAAGUCCGGCGCGCCGCCGACCCUCACCUGCUCCGAUCGCAGCACGGACGGCAUGGCGAUGCAUGGCUCAGCCCCAGGCAGUCGGCAGCUUCACCUCAACCCUUAGCAACGGAAGCUGCAGAAAUGACUAACCGAGAAGAAGCCGAGAUACAAAUAUCAGAAUUAGAUUUACUCUCUAGCAUGUUUCCAUAUGAGGAAGAGUUCACUGUGACCGACCAGCUGGCAGUGGCAGAACUAAAGCACUUCAUUGACAAUGAGUCUGCAGAGAUGCCAUCUUCUAAAAUUCAGUUUGUGCUGAAUGUGAAGCCAGAGGACUCUAAUGCCUCUAUGGUAAAAUUUUCUAUGGUCUGUGCUUUACCAUUUGAAUAUCCAUCUGUUCUACCAGAAAUUACCGUGAGAUCACCAUUAUUGAGCCGCUCUCAACAAGCCCAGCUGAACUUAGAUCUAAAAACGUAUUUGAUGCAGAACUGCAGUGGUGAGCCUUGCAUGUUGAGUGCCAGAGAAUGGAUUAAAGACCAGGCAGCUGCUUACAUUGACAGAGAACUUUCAUCUUCCUCAGUGACGACAUCUAAUGCUGUUCGGUCAGAGGACGUCGUUUUCACUAGAUUGUGGAUCUAUAGUCACCAUAUUUACAACAAGCAAAAAAGGAAAAAUAUUAUAGAAUGGUCCAAGGAACUCUCUCUGUCAGGAUUUUGCAUGCCUGGGAAACCAGGUGUUGUUUGUGUAGAAGGUCUGCAAAGUAGCUGUGAAGAGUUCUGGUCAAGAAUAAGAAGACUCACAUGGAAAAGAAUACUAAUUCGGCACAGAGAAGAUAUUUCUUUGGAAGGUGGAUGUCUUGCUGAGAUUCAGAAACAAAGAAAGUUCUCCGCUUUGGAAGAAAAAUGUUUUGAUGCACAUGGUGCUAGAGGAAAUCAUAUGGAUUUGGGGCAGCUAUAUCAAUUUUUAGAAGAAAAAGGAUGUGCUGACAUUUUUCAAAUGUACUUUGGGGUUGAAGGGCAUUAAAUCAUCACAGGUCCAACUGCCUACAUUUCUAAGUUAAUCCUCAUAACAGAUUCCUUAGCUUUUCUGCAACAGUUGAUCAGAGAGGAAAUUUGUAAUUCUUUCUUAAUGUGAUUUCCAGUUUUCUAAGAAAACAAGUAAUCAACGACAGCUGAAUAAUGAAAAUGACUGAAUGAAUGGA
Centrocercus urophasianus (Greater sage-grouse) is the source of this 1239-nucleotide messenger RNA. RefSeq names its product RWD domain containing 2B (gene RWDD2B). Bases 183 to 1061 code for a protein of 292 amino acids. Gene Ontology annotation, molecular function: protein binding. Lineage: Eukaryota; Metazoa; Chordata; Aves; Galliformes; Phasianidae. The transcript is spliced from 5 exons. The record is from RefSeq and is a predicted model, not a curated record.